Molecule: messenger RNA, 1572 nt
Organism: Heterostelium album PN500
Lineage: Eukaryota; Evosea; Eumycetozoa; Acytosteliales; Acytosteliaceae
Exons: 3
Coding region: 1-1572 (523 amino acids)
Molecular function (GO): zinc ion binding; oxidoreductase activity
Source: RefSeq, a predicted model, not a curated record
AUGUCAAAUUUAAUGAAAUGUGUAUUAUAUCCUUCUAAAGGAUCAAAUCUUGAAUUUCGAAUGGUUGAAAUUCCAGAACCAAAAGAUGGACAAGUGCGAAUUAGAGUUAUGGCAUGUGGUGUCUGUCAUACUGAUUUGAUGAUGAAAACAACGAGUACUAGUUAUCCGAGAAUUCCAGGUCAUGAAGUGGCGGGUGUCAUCGAUAAACUUGGCAGUGGUGUAGUCAAUUACAAGGUUGGCGAUCGUGUUGGUGUUGGAUUCUUUGGUGGCUGUUGUCAUUGGUGUCAACAGUGCAAGCAGGACAACUGGAUCGGUUGCGCAUCCCGACAGUUGUGUGGACUGCACUACGACGGUGGAUAUGCAGAGUAUUGUUGUGUGCCAUUUGACGCGCUCUCCAAGUUGCCGGACGGCAUGACAUUCGAACAAGCCGCGCCAAUGCUAUGCGCCGGCAUAACAGUGUACAACGGAAUCGUCAAGCAGAAUAUUAAGCCGGGUUCGCUUGUUUGUGUUCAGGGAAUAGGGGGUUUGGGUCAUUUGGCAAUACAGUUUGCACGACGACUCGGUUAUGAGGUGGUGGCAUACAGUUCCGGCGCGGAUAAAGAGUCGUUGGCGCGCGAGUUGGGUGCGCAUCAUUAUCUCGAUGGUUCAAAGAGUGAUUCGCUGGCAAAGUUAACAGCUAUGGCACCGAUGAUGAUUAUCUUGACUGGACCGAGUAAGAGUGCAGUGGAAUCACUCAUUCCCACGCUGGCGUUUGGCGGAAGGAUGUUGUUGUUGGCGGCACUCUCAGAGGGUAUCAAUGUCAAUGGCACUAUGAUUGUGAUGAAGAAUAUCUCAAUACACGGUUGGCUUGCAGGCGACAGCAGAGACAGCGAAGCAACCAUGAAAUUCGCACAGAUCACACAAGUCCAACCUAUGAUUGAAACAUUCCCAAUAGAGAAAGCAUUGGAAGCCGUAGAGAAAAUGGAAACCGGUAAAGUUAGAUUUAGAUCGGUUUUAGUUAUGAGUGAAAAUAGAUUUAGUGACAAUCAUAAUAUUGAUUAUAAAUAUCAAGAUAUCGAUGAUGAUGACGAUAAUAAUCUAAUUUUUGAAAAUGAUUUAAAUUUACAUGUUAUCAAUUUGAAUAAUAAUCAUCGCAAACAACAUCAGCAACAUCAUCAUGAACAUAGUUUCAGUGGUAUAAGAGCAUUGUUAAAUCUAUCUUUAGUUUGCAAGGAUUGGCUAUCGAUUGUACCAACCUUAUUCUUUAGAUAUAUACACGUUGCAACGGUCGGUCAAUUCAGAGAGCUGAUACAUCUCUCGAAAUACGGUAUUCUCUGCCAACAACGUUCACCUAUAUUCUUCUAUUACGUCAACAUACACCUAAAGAACAGCAACAACAACAAUAGCAGCAACAACAACAGUAACAAUAACAGUAACAACAAUAGCAAUUCAAAUUCAUUGUUAAAUACACCACCAACUACAACAACUCCACCUCUUUUUACAACAGAACUAGAUGUAGAUGAAGUAGAUGAAGAAACAGAACAACUACAGCAACAAAAACAACAACAACGGCAACAACAAAAACAAGUUUAA